UAACACCCCUCCUCCCAUGUUUGGUUUAGAUGGUUCGAGCUUAUUUGCUGUGGCAACGUGACAGAUUAUUGUCCUCGUGUACGAUAACGCAACGAGAAGAGACACUGUGUGGAUGCGCGUUAGCGUUUUUGAGCUUCAAACCUGCCCUUUAUGGAACACUUGUGAACACGCGGCGCUUUGUCAUUGAAACGCUCGUCAGAUUGUUUCCUCGUCGCUCCGAUACGUCAGAGCUCCAGCAUCCUGACAUCUCUCUGGGAGCGCGUUCGUUCUGCCCUCAUAUCCCCUCUACCUGGUAAUGUUACGUGAGUAUACAGCUGCAGCAGGAUACACUUGCAGUCAUUUGGGUUUUAAUACCUGUGACCAGCCGUCGCGUCGCACAAAAACGUGUCUGUCUUCGGAAACUUGAGGGCUAUGCACGCGUUUGCCCUUAUCUAACUCUGACGGCGAAUCUUUCUGUCGCUCACCGUCGCUUUGUGCGCUAAACUAAAAUGGACAGGUUGCAUUCUUCCAUGCGCAAGCGUCUUUACAGCUUGCCCCAUCAAUUUGGAAAUAAAUUGGACGAAGGCGACGCGGACGCGCGGAGGAAGAGCGUACGCAUGAAGUCGCUGGCGCCUUCAGUCUCUCCAGAGGCCGCGAGCGUCGAUCCAGACGCACCUGGUGCGCUCAGAGGCAACGCGAACGGAGACUGCCGGAGGUUUAAAGGUAGUCUGUCGUCCGUCACCAGCCGCCACGGAGCGGACGCCGAAGCGCACGAGCAGAAGCGCCUCAUCGCUGAAGAGGAAGACGACGACGGCGGUGGAGGAGACGGAAGUCCAGAAGAAGAUGAUGGAGCAGCGGCGGCGGGCGCGCGCGGCGCUGCUGGCGGUGGCGCGGAGAGCCAGCGCUCGGCCUCGGAUGAGCACGCGACUUUCAUUAAGUUGGAGGGCAUCGAGCAGAUGGCGCCCGACGACGAGCGCCUCUACCACUCCGGCUUCGUGCACCGACAGCUGGGCGCCAUGCUGCAGCCAGGAGUCAACAAGUUCUCUCUCCGCAUGUUCGGUAGUGAGAAGGCGGUGGAGCGCGAGCAGGAGCGAGUCAAAUCGGUCGGGUCAUGGAUCAUUCACCCGUACAGCGACUUUAGGUUCUAUUGGGACCUGAUCAUGCUUCUUUUAAUGGUUGGAAAUCUGAUCAUCAUCCCAGUGGGCAUCACAUUCUUCAAAGAUGAACAUACGCCGGCCUGGAUUGUUUUCAACGUGGUCUCUGAUACCUUCUUUUUAGUGGACCUUGUCCUGAACUUCAGGACUGGCAUUGUGAAGGAGGAAAGCACAGAGAUCAUCCUGGACCCACAGCAGAUAAAGGUGAGGUACCUGCGCAGCUGGUUUGCCGUGGACUUUAUCUCCUCCAUUCCUGUAGAUUACAUCUUCCUCAUCGUUGAGACACGGAUUGACUCAGACUUCUACAAGACAGCCAGAGCUUUGAGGAUUGUUCGCUUUACGAAGAUUCUGAGUUUGCUCAGGUUGCUGCGACUGUCCCGCCUCAUCAGAUACAUUCAUCAGUGGGAGGAGAUUUUUCACAUGACCUAUGACCUGGCUAGUGCUAUGGUGCGUAUAGUGAAUCUGAUUGGUAUGAUGCUGUUGCUGUGCCACUGGGAUGGCUGUCUGCAGUUCCUUGUGCCUAUGCUUCAGGACUUUCCUGCCGACUGCUGGGUAUCCAAAAACAAAAUGGUGAAUGAUACUUGGGGUCAACAGUACUCCUACGCCCUGUUUAAGGCUAUGAGCCACAUGCUGUGUAUUGGGUAUGGCAUGUACCCACCCGUGGGCAUGACAGACGUGUGGCUGACCAUCCUCAGCAUGAUUGUGGGUGCCACCUGCUAUGCCAUGUUUGUAGGUCAUGCCACUGCCCUUAUUCAAUCACUAGACUCGUCUCGGCGGCAAUACCAGGAGAAGUAUAAACAAGUGGAGCAGUACAUGUCCUUCCACAAGCUUCCUGCUGACAUGCGCCAAAGGAUCCAUGACUACUAUGAGCACCGUUAUCAGGGCAAGAUGUUCGAUGAGGAGAGCAUUCUUGGAGAGCUAAAUGAGCCACUCCGAGAGGAAAUCAUCAGUUUCAACUGUCGAAAGCUGGUAGCCACUAUGCCCUUGUUUGCUAAUGCGGAUCCCAACUUUGUAACCUCCAUGCUUACCAAACUACGCUUUGAAGUCUUCCAGCCAGGAGACUACAUCAUUCGGGAAGGCACCAUAGGAAAGAAAAUGUAUUUUAUCCAACAUGGCAUGUUAACUGUUCAGACCAAGGGCAGUAAAGAUACAAAGCUUUCAGAUGGGUCUUACUUUGGAGAGAUUUGUUUGCUGACUCUGGGCAGAAGAACAGCCAGUGUGAGAGCAGAGACAUACUGCCGUCUGUACUCUCUGUCUGUGGACAACUUUAACGAAGUGUUGGAAGAGUAUCCAAUGAUGCGUCGGGCUUUUGAAACAGUAGCCCUUGAUCGUCUAGACCGCAUUGGAAAGAAAAACUCUGUUCUUCAGACCAAAGUGCAGCGAGAUCUCAACUCAGGUGUGCUGAACUUUCAGGAGAAUGAAAUCAUCCAGCAGAUUGUACAGCAUGAUAGGGACAUGGCUCUCUGUGCCCACCUAAUGCAGACCCCCUCACUAGGUGCUCACACAACUCCAGCUCCUUCUACUCACACUCCAGUUAUCUGGGCUCCUCUUAUCCAGGCUCCACUCCAAGCUGCUGCAGCCACUACCUCAGUGGCCAUUGCCCUUACCCGCCAUCCACAUCUGCCUCAUACACUUUUCCGGCCACCUGUACCCAUGUUGAGUUCACUGAAAGAUCCACCAGGCCAUUUUAAAAGGUUUCCAGUGGUUUCUGGUGUUACUGCAUUGGGUAGCUCAUCCUCUGGUGCGAGUUCUCAACUUGGACCUGGUGUGGAGACACCUAUUUUGGAUUCACUGAGAGCCAAGAGUUCUGCAACAUCUUCUUCACCCCCUUUGCCUUCUGCCUCCAGUUCUUUGCUGUCUUCCACAACAACCACAAUUACCACAAUCACAUCCAGCAUCAGCGAGGCUUCCACUUUUUCCCAAAGACCCCUCAGCACCUAUGGCUCUGGAUUCUCCAGUGUUGCUCAACUUCAUCCCCAACCUAAGCUUCCACAUGCUUCAUUCUCCAGCAUUACUGCGCCACUGCCUGGUUUCUUUCAACAAGGGGCAGUAGGUAGAGACCUGGCACAAUUUGCCAUUCCCUCUGCCUCUACCAUCACUCCUUUGAUAGCCCACUCCAUUAGCCCUAUACUGACACAACUGCAGUCCACUCAGCCCAAGCCUCCUCAAGUUAAGUACAUUCAGGAAGUGAGCAAACCAGUUAGGACAACCACUCCAUCACCUCCUACUGGAUCCCCACUUUUCUCUGCAAAUGUCUUAGAGCCAACUGUCCCAAACCCACAGACUCAGGAGUCACAAAGCAGAGAUCAUCCCCCACGACUAUCACAUGAACCAUCUGUUUUGGCUUCACUUGCUCAGUAUGGCUCUGGAAAUGCUUCCCCUUGUAGCACCCCACCAGCUUGGAGCCCUACAUUCCAGAGUCCUAUGGUGCAGAGAAAGCGGACACCCAUUAAUAGCAAUCCCUCGAGUACCUCAGGAUCCCAAAGCUCUCUCCUGUCCCCACAGAUCCUUUGUACUCUGCCAUCACAGUCACAAGAGAAGGUUGGGUCUCUGGUUAAUCUCCCUUCUCAAGAUGUCAGCAGUAUUUCCAUAUCACUUCCUUCCCCACAACUCUUUGACAGGCCCAAACUAGUAAGACAAGGCCCACAUGUCCCAGAUCAGUCACAUCCUGUAACAGUGUCUGGAUUUAGCCAUACCUCUUUCCCAACCCCUGUUACCAUGUAUAGUUCAAUACCUGGCCAUGUGACACUGUCAAGACAGACUUCCAAAGUGUCCCAAGCCCAGACUGGGUCUUCUAGUGGUCCUGGGUCUCGGGACAGUUCCAUUCCAGGGACACCAAGCUUACAGCCCAAACUCCCAUCAAACUUAUGAGAAUGGAAUAAACCCUUGUCUAUUGUACAAACUAUGUUUUUUAUUAAUGAACAAUAUCUAUCAAAGAACAUAGGUUUUAUGGCAUCAAGAAGAUGUUUGUCUACUUGUAUUUAUAACCGUGCAAUGACUACUUCUCUAUAAUGCCAAAUGAAGAAAUAGAUAGGUGUCUGAUGAUUGAAUGAGAGUGUGUGUUUGUGACUGGGCGGUGUACUAUCCAGUGUACUAUUUGACUUUGUCUUCCAAGUUCUUUAGCAAUUUUGCAAUACUUACGAUGGUGAUAUUAUGUAGGGAUAUGCAACAAUAGCAGUUUCCAAAAAAAAAAACACCAUUAAACCAGAACAGUAAUAACAGGGUUAUGGGUGGUCCUUGGGAAGUAUGCUGGAAAAGGGAUGCAAAUAUUAUUCUUGCUAUAUAUCAUAUCAUUGUGAUGAAAGAACACUUACUAAAGAUCUCACUUAUCAGGUUUGGGAUUCAAAUAAACAUGCAGACAUUGUCAUGUUCAAUAUCAGACAUCCACUGACCGUGUCACUAGACCUUCCCACAUCUACACUUCCUUGUUAACCAAGGCACACUGCUCAGUAUCUAUGGCCUUUCCUUUUUUAACAGCACUGCCUUAGAGUCUGAACGACCAGGGAAUGAUCCCUUCACUUCCACUGCAAAAGAGAUAAGAUAAAGAAUGUAUUGCAAUCAUUUUAUAUGUGCUUUGUAUGUGUACAUGUGCAGUACUUAAGCAAUAAAACUGUAUGCUUGAUUUUGUACCUGCACAGAGACUUGUACAUUACAGCUUUCUUACUAAUAAAGAAAAUAUAUAGGCUCAUAAAGAUGAUUGAUUAAUGAUAUAAUAUUGAUAUGAUAUUGUGAUAUAAGCCAAUUUAAUGCCAAAGCUUGUGUUUCCAGGCCUGCAACUGUAAAUUUGCAUUGUGAUUGUUUCAUAUCCUGAAAAAUACCACAUACUCCACACUGUGAUGGACUAGCUGUGACCCUGACUAGGAUAGGAUCCAACAUGACCCUGACUAGGAUAAAGGCAAUGACUAAAUGAUGAAUGAAUGAUGAAUGAGCAUAUUCCACAUUUUACAUAGCAUUAUUUCAGUAACACUAUUAUUUAAAAUCUAUUUGUAAACAAUAUUGAACUUUGUCUAUACAGUAAUAAAGGCCAUACUCGGAACAGACAGCAUAGAACUGAGAAGUGUCCUUACGUUUUGAGCAUUGGUUGUACUGCUGGAUUACGCAUUUGUGAUGUAAUGCUGAAUGCACUGCACAUGAUCUGAAACCUGCAGGACCUGAAAUACUUCAUGUGGAGUUUUGAAUUCAGUCCAUAAAUUUAUUGUCCAGUGAGAUCCAUUUCAUUGUAUUGAAUUGUCUGUAUCUUAAACUAUAAUGUUUGUUAGUAUAUAUGUUUGUUUGAUUUGUUGAGAAGCCGUACUUGACAGAUGACAACUCAAAAACUAAAAAAUGUGUUCACUUUGGAUUUUUUAAGCUUGUGCUAAACUGAAUAAUAGUAUUCAUAAUAGUAUUACCUUAUACACUACCUCAAUUCUUUUCUCCUUUUUUUUGCGUUUUCAUCUAUAUAUCUACAUAAACAAAAUAAACAUGGCAGUGAUACACAGUCCUAGAUAUUAACUAAUCUAGCAUCAGAAUCAAUUACCCUAUUUAUCAUGGAGUAAUAUUAAGUACUCUGUGGAGAUUAGGAUGUUAUGUGCAUGUGUGCUCAUGUGUAUAAGUCUGUGUGCAUGUCAGUUUAUUCAUACAAUAUGUGUCUAUUAUUUUUAUGAAAAAAAUGUAUAAUAGCAUUAACAACUUGCUAUAUUGUUUGAUUUUGUUUUAUGUUUAAGUUUAUUUAAGUGUUUUUAAGUCAUUCUAGAAUGGCUAUCAAGAAGGUCAAGUGAAAAGGGUCACUUGCAUCAAAUUUCAUUUUUAAAGGCUUUUAUUAA
Tachysurus fulvidraco (yellow catfish) is the source of this 5935-nucleotide messenger RNA. It is a transcript of the gene hcn4l, whose product is annotated as hyperpolarization activated cyclic nucleotide-gated potassium channel 4l. The coding region runs from base 489 to 4004 and encodes 1171 amino acids. The transcript has 8 exons. The record is from RefSeq and is a predicted model, not a curated record. Gene Ontology annotation, molecular function: voltage-gated potassium channel activity. Lineage: Eukaryota; Metazoa; Chordata; Actinopteri; Siluriformes; Bagridae. Gene Ontology annotation, cellular component: membrane. Gene Ontology annotation, biological process: transmembrane transport; potassium ion transport.